UGCUGGAUCUAAACGAAAGAACCCUAGUUCCUUCCCAGCUUAAACCCCAGUCCCCCACAAAAAAUUGCACCCGAAUUCGAGCCAUUUCCUCUGAAAACUGUCGCAUGGCUCGCGUCCUGCGUUGAUCUUCGACAUCGUCCGCACAGAUUCGGAAGCCAUUUCUGCCCGAUAUCGGCCGGGAGCGCUCGCCGUCGCCACCCAUCUCGCGACGCCCCGCUUCGACUGCUGGUCUGGCAAGACUCCAAAAGCCGGCUUUAACGCCCUUGUGCGGAAGAUUCUGGUGUUGGAAGGAGAAAUGACACUUUCUCGGGCUGUGAUGCGAUCCUUGAACAAUGGCUUACUGCGGCAAUUCCAUCGUCCACAUUUAGCUAGACCCCUCUCAGUGAAUGCGGCGUCAGGUCAUAACGGCGAUCACAAAGAAAGUUCUAAUUCAUCUGAGCCUGCUGAUGAAUUUGAGCGGCGGAUAUUUGGCGGCUUUUCUGGAAUUGAUUCAAAAACUGAAUCAUUUUUUCAGAAGUUUGACAGAAUUGACAAGGCCGGAUCAGGUUCAGGACUGAAUGGUGAUAGCUCCCGGAUGCUUGAGGGCUUAACUGAUAGUUUUAGUACAUUAUCAGAUGGGAUGGAUGGGAGGUUGAAGAAAGAAGCCAUGUACUUCCCGUUCGAUUGGGAUGAAGUAGAACAAGAUGAUUAUGCAUUUAGACCCGAUAUGAAAUUUCUUCCGGGAAUGAAGUAUGAUGUAAAGGAUCUCGAUCUUAAGAAACCAGGAGUGCGCAAGUUCCCCAAAAGACGGGAAUUUGAAGUUACUACAGCAGAAGUGCUGAGAAAAGCUGAUUUCAGGAAUGUGAGAUUCCUUGCAAAUUUCAUAACCGCAGCUGGAAUAAUUAUCAAGAGGAGCUCGACUCGCAUCAGCGCCAAGGCACAGAGGAAGGUUGCAAGGGAGAUCAAAACCGCUCGAGCUUUCGGGCUUAUGCCUUUCACGACGAUGGGAACGAAAUCCUUCGUCUUUGGAAAAACGAUGGAGAAUCUUGACGAGGAUUACGAGUACGAGGCCUUUGAGGGGACCACGGGUGGUGACAUGGAAUGAGCGUCAUGACCCUGAUGCCACCAAGACUUCCGUGAGAAUCGUCCAUUUGACUUUUCGGUCUUGUCCUGGCAUGCUUCUUUGACUUCUCUAUCGUUCCAUACUUUCCAAUUUCGGGCAAGGUCAUAGCAUUGAGUCAGAGCAGAGCAGAGCCAUGUAGAGAUUUCUGUUGUUGGAUAACAAGCUGUGCUGGUCUGGGGACCUUUUUUCCGGAGUUACUAAUGAGACCAAGCUCAUGUGCUGGUUACUGGGACUUUCAUUUAUGUGUUUCGCUUGUUAAAGAUGCAUUGUCAUAAUCAGACAUCGCAUUUGAAAAAGAGAAUGGGACUCCGGGUGGACCGGGCAUUUCUUAAGUGGCUGGACAAGUGUCUGUUCCGGUCCGGCGGCCCGCCUCCCCUGCGAAGAAGCUUUGUAAAAUUGAGUCUGGGUUCUUUCUUGUGACACAAGAUACUUACAAUUCUUUUUCGUUCAUGUAAUUGCCUCGAUAGGUUAAUGUAAUUCAGGAAGCUAACAUCAUUGC
Molecule: messenger RNA, 1601 nt
Organism: Eucalyptus grandis
Lineage: Eukaryota; Viridiplantae; Streptophyta; Magnoliopsida; Myrtales; Myrtaceae
Exons: 6
Coding region: 296-1084 (262 amino acids)
Biological process (GO): translation
Cellular component (GO): ribosome; mitochondrial small ribosomal subunit
Molecular function (GO): small ribosomal subunit rRNA binding; structural constituent of ribosome
Source: RefSeq, a predicted model, not a curated record